Porites lobata is the source of this 2144-nucleotide messenger RNA. The record is from the annotation of a GenBank genome assembly. Lineage: Eukaryota; Metazoa; Cnidaria; Anthozoa; Scleractinia; Poritidae.
AUGGUUUCAUCAGUAAUUCUUAUACCUCCCAGUAAUCCAAGCCAGAUUCAGUCAUCCCAGGGAAGUCAAAAUGUUAGAGCUGGCACUUUCUCUGAGGGAGUGGUUGCAACAAAAGAGCCAAAGGUGUGCAAUGAAUUAAAAAUACCACAAGGUGAAAAACAGAUAUAUGAAAGGGUAAAUUUAAAGAAUGAAAAUUAUACACCAUUAGUUUCCUCUGUUUACCUUAUGUUACAUUAUUUAAAAAUAAUUUUUAAUUUUUAUCUGUUUGCUAUUGCAGCCCUCCAAAUGCAAUCAGCAGUGAGCCCACGCCUACUGCACCUUUAGCAACAAGUCCAAAGGAGGAAGAAGACAGCAUAACGGCAGCUUUAAACCAAGCAGUAGAAGAGGAAACCAAACUGAAGGAAGAAGAAAUGCCUUCAUUUGAUGAAUUUAAAAGAAGAGUUUUACAGGAGGAAGAAGAGAAAGGUAAACAGCAGAGUGCUGAGAACUCAAGUGGAGCUGCACCCAAACUCAAGAAACUAAAGGAACGAAAACAAAGCAAUUACGCUUCAGUAGACUGUGGUGCAAAGAUCUUAGAUCACAAUAGUGAAGCAUCUAAUGUUGACAGUAUUUUGGUCGAAAAUAGAGACUUGUAUAUGUUAAAUCCGUGUAGCGCACAAGUGUGGUUUAUUGUGGAGUUAUGUGACCUGGCUCAAGUCAAAAGCAUACAAAUUGCAAACUUUGAACUAUUCUCUUCUACUCCUGAAAGCUUUCGGGUGUAUGUCAGUAAAAGAUAUCCCACAAGAGAGUGGACUAUGUUAGGGACAUUUCAAGCUCGCGAGGAAAGAACGAUACAAACUUUUCCACUAGAUGAACCAAUCUAUGCCAAGUACUUUAAGGUAUGAAUCUGUGAACAGUUUGCUGUGAAGUCGCCCAAAGCCAAAGUUAGUCAUCAUGCUGCAGUUGUUUAAAAAAUGGAUAACAUUAUCUGCCCGAUAAGUCACUACACGUAUCUACUGGAUAACAUGACUGGUUUCCCUAAUACUUAUCCACCGGAUAGUGAUUUAUAUUGUGGAUAUUAUUAGUGCUAUCCAAGUUUUGAACAGCUGUGGCCAGAAGGUUUAUUAUGCUCAGCAACUUUCUAACAUCCUAAAUACACAUUCAUCACACUUGUUUUGUCUCAUUGAGGCUUUAAGAACGAGAUAUGUCACUCAUGUAUCGCGCCUUUUUCGCCGUCUUGUGGCUUAAUGAACGACGUAUUUAGUGUACAACACAUUUAUCAUGCUCGUUUCGUCUAAGACUUUAAAGAACAAGACAUUGCACAUAUGAUGCUUAUAAUUGUCUUAUUAACGAAUCCCUUAUUUUAAGUACCUUGUAGGUAGAAAUUUCUUUCUUUUUUGGAAUUCUGUCGAUGCGAAGACAAUUUUUAGCUUUUUUAAACAGAUACAUUGUGGCAAAUAGUGUGAUAUAAACCCUCUAAGUACCUUAUGUGUUGUCCUUAAUUCAAUUAGGUUGAGAUGUUGAGUCACUUUGGCUCAGAGCAUUACUGCACACGGAGCCUUCUGCGUGUGCACGGCAGCAGCAUGAUGGAAGAGCUGGAAGACCAUGAAACAGAUGGACAGGAAGAGAAUGAUAACAGUGACAGUGACAGUGAUGUGCCAGUGUUACCUUCUGAUCCUAGUGCCAAGGUUGAAGAUCAACCCAAGGAGCAAAAUGUGCUGGAAAGAGCAGCUGAUACAGUUUUUAAUCUGGUCAAGAAAUUCACUGGAAAUGGGCAUGAUAACAAGCAAGAUAAGGAAGGAGAUGAUAGUAAACUCGGCGCCCAAGACAAUAAAAUGACUGCUUCUGAGAAGGAAUCCCAAGGUGAAAGCAAGGGCAAAAUUGUCACUCUUGUUGGUCAUGAAGAGCUCAACGAAAAUUCACAAAUGAGUGGUGACAAUGCCUGUCUAGUAAAGCAAGGUCACAGUCGUGAUAGAAAUGCUUCACAAGGAAAAUGUGUGUCUGGUAAUAUAAGCUAUGAAGAUAGUCCACCUUGCAGCAAAGCAGAUAACGAGGGAGAGACUUGUACAUGUAGCCCUACUCCGUCAGCAUGCCAGUUGUUUGCUCAGGUAUUAGGGCACUACAGUCUGGGGUGUUUUGUGGGACGAAUACUGUUUUCAAAGAAU